Molecule: messenger RNA, 1502 nt
Organism: Panthera uncia (snow leopard)
Lineage: Eukaryota; Metazoa; Chordata; Mammalia; Carnivora; Felidae
Gene: GJB1
Product: gap junction protein beta 1
Exons: 2
Coding region: 99-950 (283 amino acids)
Biological process (GO): cell communication
Cellular component (GO): connexin complex
Source: RefSeq, a predicted model, not a curated record
CCCCUGGACUGGGCUGACAGUAUCUAGUAGCACAGUGCAGACACGCCUGCAGACAUUCCCUAGGAAAGACAGCAGCAGGCAGGUGUGAAUGAGGCAGGAUGAACUGGACAGGUUUGUACACCUUGCUCAGUGGCGUGAACCGGCAUUCGACUGCCAUUGGUCGGGUAUGGCUCUCGGUCAUCUUCAUCUUCAGGAUCAUGGUGCUGGUGGUGGCUGCAGAGAGUGUGUGGGGUGAUGAGAAGUCCUCCUUCAUCUGCAACACCCUUCAGCCCGGCUGCAACAGCGUCUGCUACGACCACUUUUUCCCCAUCUCCCACGUGCGGCUGUGGUCUCUGCAGCUGAUCCUGGUCUCCACCCCGGCUCUUCUCGUAGCCAUGCACGUGGCUCACCAGCAGCACAUAGAAAAGAAAAUGCUGCGACUCGAGGGUCACGGGGACCCCCUCCACCUGGAGGAGGUGAAGAGGCACAAGGUCCACAUCUCAGGGACACUGUGGUGGACCUAUGUCAUCAGCGUGGUCUUCCGGCUGCUGUUCGAGGCCGCCUUCAUGUAUGUCUUUUAUCUGCUCUACCCGGGCUACGCCAUGGUGCGGCUUGUCAAGUGUGAGGCCUACCCCUGCCCCAACACCGUGGACUGCUUCGUGUCCCGCCCCACUGAGAAAACCGUCUUCACUGUCUUUAUGCUGGCAGCCUCUGGCAUCUGCAUCAUCCUCAACGUGGCCGAGGUGGUGUACCUCAUCAUCCGGGCCUGCGCCCGCCGAGCCCAGCGACGCUCCAAUCCACCCUCCCGCAAGGGCUCAGGCUUCGGCCACCGCCUGUCACCUGAGUACAAGCAGAACGAGAUCAACAAGCUGCUGAGUGAGCAGGACGGCUCCCUGAAAGACAUACUGCGCCGCAGCCCGGGCACCGGGGCUGGGCUGGCUGAGAAGAGCGACCGCUGCUCGGCCUGCUGAUGCCACGCACCAGGCAACCGCCCAUCCCGCCCCCCCGACCCUGCCCUGGGCCUACCCCUCCUUCUCCCCUGCUGGCGUGCAGGCCUCUGCCUGCUAGGGACUGCUCCAUCAACAUCUUCCUGCCCUGCCAUCUCCCUUCCUCCCAGGGCCUUCCGUCUGAGGGGCCGAACAGGCUGGGAGCUGGAGGCCACCCACGGCCAGUGCUCAAGGUUGUGGGGGUGUGGGCAGCUCUUCUUGUCCGUCCCCCUUUUCCCUUCCCUCUCCCUCUCCCUGAGGCCACUGGGGACAAGAGAUAGGAUGCUCUGACAGCAUCUCCAAUUGUGAAACUAAUCUUAACCCUGUGUUGUCAGAUACCCUAUUUCUGGAGUCACAUCAGUGGGGAGGGACGUGGGCAAAGUGGAAUGGAAGGAGGGUGCCGUGGACAUGUGGGUGGAGAAGGGAGGGUAGUGCCCACGAGGGAAGGAGGAACAGCGCUUGCCAGCCACAAGGAAAAGCAGGACACGUCUGGGGUGGAGGAAUUAGGGGAGGGAGACGCAGGCAGAUAAGUUGGAG